Molecule: messenger RNA, 390 nt
Organism: Arachis stenosperma
Lineage: Eukaryota; Viridiplantae; Streptophyta; Magnoliopsida; Fabales; Fabaceae
Product: histone H2A.6-like
Exons: 2
Coding region: 1-390 (129 amino acids)
Cellular component (GO): nucleosome
Molecular function (GO): protein heterodimerization activity; structural constituent of chromatin; DNA binding
Source: RefSeq, a predicted model, not a curated record
AUGGCAGGUAGAGGCAAAACCCUAGGAUCUGGCAACGCCAAAAAAUCCACCUCUCGGAGCAACAAGGCCGGUCUUCAAUUUCCCGUUGGUCGUAUCGCGCGGUUCUUGAAAGCUGGAAAAUAUGCUAAGCGUGUUGGUGCCCGCGCCCCCGUUUACCUCGCUGCCGUCCUUGAGUACCUUGCGGCUGAGGUUCUUGAGUUGGCUGGGACUGCUGCAAGAGAUAACAACAAGACUAGAAUUCUGCCACGUCACAUUCAAUUGGCGGUUAGAAAUGACGAAGAGCUGAGAAAACUUCUUGAAGAUGUCACAAUUGCCAAUGGUGGUGUGCUGCCCAACAUCUACAAUGGAACGACCCAACACCUAGAAGGCAUGACCAGUGCUAGUGGCUAG